Messenger RNA from Dermatophagoides pteronyssinus (European house dust mite), 1934 nucleotides. RefSeq names its product ileal sodium/bile acid cotransporter-like. The record is from RefSeq and is a predicted model, not a curated record. Gene Ontology annotation, cellular component: membrane. Gene Ontology annotation, biological process: bile acid and bile salt transport. Gene Ontology annotation, molecular function: bile acid:sodium symporter activity. Lineage: Eukaryota; Metazoa; Arthropoda; Arachnida; Sarcoptiformes; Pyroglyphidae.
AUUGAAUAACCUGGUCAAAAUAAAAAUUGUUGAAAUUUUCAACAGAAAAAUGACUAAAUCGAUACAAAAAUCAAUCAUCAUCAUUAUGAUGAUGAUGAUUGAAAUUUUAGCUGCAACCAACAUCAAUACAACCAUUAUCAACACUGCCACCACUGCCACCACCAUCAAAACAAUUACCACCGAUAUUGAUCCAGAUAUUAAACAAUUAAUGCGAAUACGUACAAUCGAAUCAGAUGAUGAUACUGAUGAAAAUAUUCAAUCUUUACCAUCAUCAUCUUUAUCAACGAUAAAAUCGACAACAACAACAUCUACAACAACGACAACAACAAUGAAACCAAAACCAUCAAGAGCAUCACCAUUUUUAACAAAUUUAACAAGAUUAAAUAACCGUAAUCAAUCUUCAACAACAUCGACUUCAUCAUCAAAAUGGGCUAAUCAAUCAUUAGAAUCGGCAUUGAAUAAAGAUAGAAAUCAAUCGAUAACAUCGACAACAACUACAGUACCAAGAAAAUCAAAAUUUAAAUCAACAAAUAAUAAACGUAUUGAUCGAAAUCAAUCGCAACAACAACAACAAGAAUCAACAGAAAUAGUUUCAAAAGAAAAAGUUUAUAAAACACCACCAAUGUUGAAACAAAUUCAUGAUUAUUUAAUUGUUGUUUUAUUAGUAUCUGUUAUGUUUGCAAUGGGAUGUUCAAUUACAUGGGAACAGGUAUGGGGACAUGUACGAAAACCAAUCGGUGUUAUAAUUGGAAUGAUAUCACAAUUUGUAUUAUUACCUGCAUGUGCAUAUUUCCUGAUUGUUAUUUUUCAGAUUGAUCCAUUACAUGCAACAGGAUUAUUAAUAUUAGCAUGUUCACCUGGUGGUGUUACAUCGAAUGUUUUUGCAUAUUUUUGUGAAGGUGAUCUUUCAUUAAGUGUAACAAUGACAUCAUUUUCAACUGUUGUUGCAUUAAUUAUGAUGCCAUUUAAUGUAUGGCUUUAUGGACGAAAUCUUGAAACUGAAACAUUAGUAAUACCAUAUGGUAAAAUGACAAUAUCAUUAUUAACAUUAACAACACCGGUUGCAAUCGGUAUGUUGGUUAAUUGGAAAUUAUCGAAAAUUGCACCAAUUCUUACACGAAUUGGAUCGAUUGCUGGUUUUGGUAUUAUUAUUGUUUGUCAAACAUUAGAAGUAUUUAUAUUUCCCGAUAUAUUUAAUGAUGUACCGGCUGUUUUAUAUGCAGCAGAAUUUCUACUACCAAUAUUGGGAUUAACAUUAGGAUUUUUUGCUGCAUCAUUAUUCCGGUUAUCAUUUGCUGUACGACGUACAAUUGCAAUUGAAGCCGGUAUACAAAAUGUUGGUACUGCAUUGACCAUUAUUACAUUAUCAUUUCCAUUUGAGCAAUUACGAAAAGUAUGGCUAUUUCCAUUUCUGUAUGCAUUUUCAAUGUUAGCAAUAUGUUGUAUUGUUGCUGUUUUAUAUCAGCUACAAAAACGUUUUACAAAUAAAACAAAAUCAUUAGAUAUAAUGGAUCAUCCAAAAAUUCGUAAAUUACAACAACAACAAUUAAAAUUACAAAAACAACAACAACAAAUACAACAACAAUAUCAACAACAAAUACAACAACAACAAUUAGGUUAUCCGGCAAAAACUAUUGAUAAAAAUAUUCCUGGAUCAUCAACAUCAUCAUAUGGAAUGACUAAAGUUUGAUCGGGAAAAUUUCUUCAUUCUUUUUCGGAAAUUAUUUAUUUAACUGACUGGACUGAUUGACGCACAGAAACCAAAACACAUUUUGACGGCGAAAAAUUUGACAAAAUCAUCAAAUACAGAGACACACAGAAACACUGGUGAAAUCAAAAACCAAAACAACAAAAAAUUUAUUUAAAAAUUUCAUUUCUUUUUUUUAUAUAAUAAAUAUCUAUGUAACAUUUUACUUUGUUUCGUUGAAAAAUCA